This is a messenger RNA of Selaginella moellendorffii, 5774 nucleotides long. Its product is annotated as voltage-dependent L-type calcium channel subunit alpha-1S-like. Gene Ontology annotation, cellular component: membrane; voltage-gated calcium channel complex. The coding region runs from base 592 to 5688 and encodes 1698 amino acids. The record is from RefSeq and is a predicted model, not a curated record. NCBI's taxonomy places the organism in Eukaryota, Viridiplantae, Streptophyta, Lycopodiopsida, Selaginellales, Selaginellaceae. Gene Ontology annotation, molecular function: protein binding; high voltage-gated calcium channel activity. The transcript is spliced from 23 exons. Gene Ontology annotation, biological process: calcium ion import across plasma membrane.
AUCGCUACUUUACACACGCGGAUGCUCUAGGGCAAGCUUGAGGAUGGUGGAGAGCGCGCGGCGGUGGGGCUGGGGCUAGGGCUACUGGGAAUCACAGGCUCCGCCACGAUGAUGCGGCGGUGGCGGCGCGGGCAAGAGUGGCGGCGGUGGCAUUGUGGAGAGAUGGCGGCGGCGGCGAUCAUCGCUCGAUGAGAGCGAGCAGCAGCAGCAGGAUUUGGAAUCCCAGGAGCGUGUGCGCGUCGGAUCGGAUGAUGAAGCGAGUGGGCAGCUUUGCAAAGGAUGUGACGCCCAGUUUGUGCCUCACCGUGUGUGGGGUCUCGGAUUUGGAUGCUUGUGCCGAGGCAUGCGCUUGAUCUGUUUGUUCUACGCAGCAUCACGUCCCCAAUUGGAAUGAUGUUUGUAUGCGGCGAUGCCAGAGCGAGUGCCUAAGAUCAUGAGGGUAUCAAUGCAGAGAAUUAUUUUCUCCUAUACUGUGUUCUUCGUUCUUUUGUGAAACGAAAACGAUCGCAAGGAGAAAAGGCUCUCGUGGCCAAAACGCCGCCCUUGGAUCACGCGUUCUAUUAGGUAGUUUGAAUUUUAGGGCUCUUGGCGAUGACGGCCAUGGAGGGAGUUCGCCGGCGGAUGAGCGCUCUCGAGGCGGCGACGCAAGCUAUGACGAAGCUCACGCAGAGUGAUCCCAUCCCGCAAGAAGAUCACGAUUUCAUAGCUCGGCAUCCGACAUGGGAGGAUCAGCUGCCUCCGAUUCAUGGGGUGAGCAAAGCAGCGCCGGAUCGCGACCGAGCAGCGUCAUCAUCUUCGUCUGCCGCAUUGAUUGCCGCACUGGAUCAACUGGCCCCAGCGAUUCCCGAUUCCCCGGCAACCAAGAACUGGAAGAGGGCUUACACUGCAAUCAAGAGGCUCAUGAAUAUAAGAAGAAAGGCGAGGCGGACUGCUGUCGGGACUGGAGCAAGAAUGGAGGGCACUGCGCUUGGAAUUUGGAGCCUCUACAGCCCGUCACGCUUAUACAUUUUCAGGCUUCUCUACAAUCAGAGAGCCGAGUAUGUUCUUGUGUUUCUUAUAUGCUCCCAUAUGAUAGUGCUUAUCUUUCAAGCGAUGGCUGGGUCUAGGCACGAACGAUGGACACACGUCCGGAGUUUCAACAUCGAUUUCCUGGACGAGCUCAUCACGGCGCUUUAUACGAUUGAAAUGGUUUUACGAAUUUCGGCUCUUGGUUUUAUCAAAGGCCGUCACUGCUACAUGCGGAAUCCGUACAAUAGGCUCGACUUUGUCGUUGUUUUCGAUUCCUGGGUACAUAUCAUUGCUCGAGGUGUAACUGGACAUGAUUUUUUCGCGCGGAUAGCCGUGUUCCGCGUGUUUCGGGGCCUGCUAGCGUUGAAGCACGUCACAUUUUUUGCCGAUGUCAUAGCCAUCAUGGCGGCCGUGAAAAAGAGCGUUGGUCCUCUCCAAAACGUUAUCCUUUUGACGUUUUUUCUGUUGGUUUUCUAUUCUCUACUCGGCACGCAAUUCUUGCAAAACUCGAUGAAUCAAAGGUGCUUUCGAACAGCGGACAAGCAACUGGCUUAUCCCAUGCGCUUUUGUGACAAAAAAGCUGCUGGCGGCUACGUAUGUCCACCAUUUCAGAACUGUAUGACAUACGAGAAUCCCAACCAUGGAGCCACAACUUUUGAUUAUCUCUGGUAUUCGCUGCUUACCAUGUUUCAGGUGAUAACUUUGGAAGGAUGGAGCCUCGUCAUGCAUGAUGUGAAGGAUGCUGAAGGAGAGCGAGCCAAUUCUUACUUUAUGACGUUAAUUGUUCUGGGUACAUAUUUCCUGACGAACGUUUUCAUCGCCGGUAUCAGUGGUGUAUUUCUUCGUGUUCGAUCAGAGCAUCAGGCUUUGCUGAGGAAAGCCCGUAGAACCUCGGUGUCCUUUUACGAUGCAACGAUGAUGGCACAAGUGCUGAAAGACAAUAUCGUCAAAGCCGACUCGCACAUGUCAUGGUAUAACCGCUUACUCAACAGGUCAAGAAAGGUGCAGCAGAAUGUCGCGAGAGCAUUAAGUCGGACACGGACCUCCCUGCGGACUGCCCUUCAAGCCAGAUCAAUGAGAGUGCGGUCUAGUAGGUCUUUCAGUCGAAGUAUGACGAUAGGAGUUCAAGCAGCGUUGACAGUUUCCGAAAAAAGCCGCGACAUCGUUGAACAUCCCAAGUUUGAGUGGGGAGUACUUCUCAGUGUCACCAUUAACGUCGUGCUCUUAUCGUCCUUCAAGUAUGGGAUGUCAAAACGGUUGUUGCAUACGCUCGACGGGUUACAAGCAGUAAUGCUUUUUGCUUUCAGCGGGGAACUUCUGCUGCGCUUUCUAGCAUACGGUCCUGGCGAUUUUCUUGACGAUGGAAUGAAUUUACUGGACUUGAUGGUUGUUUUGACAUCUAUUGUGGCACUCAGUUCUCAUUCGUUUCCAAAUUUAACAUCAAUAAGAAUUAUGCGGUGGUUUUACUCUUCGAAGAAGUAUGUUGCAAAACAUCCCAGUGUAGUGGCUACUUGCAUGGAAAGCGUUGGCUCUUUGGCGGGGGUUUUUUUCUUUUUCCUUCUGGUUAUCAUAGUAAUCUCUAUCAUCAGCAUGGAAUUGUACAGUGGGCAGUAUUACAGCUUUCCUGAAGAGUAUCCGCGAGGAAAUCAUGAUUCCAUACUGGAAGCCAUGCUCGUCUGGUUUACAGUAACCACGGCUGAAUCCUGGGUAAACCAAAUGUGGAAUUCCCUGCGACCUGGAGUUCAAUAUAAUGUAGUGGCACCGUUUUUAUACGUCUUUUACUUCGUCGUGACAGUUUACGUCGUUCUGAAUCUUAUCAUUGCUGUCUUGCUCGAGAGAAACGAGCUUACUGACAACCAGAAGAAGCGAAUCCAACGGAUGGAACACAUGAAGUUAAUCAGGAGAAUGCAAAGUCAGGCACUCACAAGAAGCGGAAGCUGGGUUGUGGGCGCAGUAGAAGGAAUGAAAGGUUUGCGACGGAUGACAACUCGCAUGUUAAGCGUCAAAGAUCACGUAAGACCGGUUAAAGCCAGGCCAAGAGAGAAGGGGUCCCAGGGUCGUCAACGCCCGGCAGUAACUGCUGCUAAGGCUGAUGGGGGCGCUACUGGAUCCGCUUUAGAGGCCCCAUCAUCGGUCGUUCCAGCUGCAGAGUCUUCUGAAGCUCCGCCGUCGCGUCACAGGCGUUCUUCCCAAGUUUUACAGGUUUCUGGUUUUCCGUCUAAUAUCGGUGAAAGGAGGGGUUCAAGGACCGCACUUCAAGAUGCCGUAAUAACUCUCGACAAGAUUCUCAGCAGUCCAAACAUUGGCAGAAAUCUAAGCAGGGCCUCUAGCAACAGGAAAUCUUUCCAGCUGUCGGAGUACGAAGAGCUCGAGAGAACUCUUACAACCAUACAGAGACCGUGGUACUUGCGAGAAGGGUCGCUUCUUCUAUUUGGAGAGGGCAACACGAUAAGGAUCCUGUCUAGGAAGAUCCUCGGCAGUAAACCGUACUUGUGGUUUGUGAUAGUUUGGAUGGUCAUCAAUACUUGGCUCGUAGUUGAGAUGCGAGAUGAUGGAGAGCCGAUAAUUGUCCCCGAUUUCAUCUGGAAUCUGCAGAAGAUCAACUUUGUGGUCUUUUCGCUAGACUGUUUGAUGAAGAUCGUUGCACAGGGACUUAUUUUUGCGCCAGACGCAUACCUGAGUGACUGGUACAACAUCUUGGACUUGUUUAUUCUCGUCACCGAUGCGCUUAUUCUUCUGAAGUAUAACGCUGAGAAUGAAACUUCCAUACCAACCGUCGGUGCGUUUACUUCUCUUCGGCCAUUUCGUUUCGUGGUUCGGUUUACAGGACUGAGGUCAUUAUUAUCAAAUCUUUUUCGGACUAUUCCAGCAAUUGUGUCGGUUAUUCUCUUCACAUUUUCAAUUCUCCUGAUAUUUGGAACCAUCGGGCUGCAGCAGUUUCGGGGCCUUCUCUGGAAAUGCAAUGACCCGACAAUCACGCACCGAGCAUAUUGUACCGGCCUCUAUGUUAAUGACAUUGGCAUCCUUGUUCCCCGAGCCUGGGUUAAUAACGUUUUCCACUUUGACGACAUCCAGAAUGCCCUCCUCAGUAUGUUCGUCUGCUCCACUUUCGACAACUGGCUGACGCACUUCAUGUAUCCUGUCAUGGACAUCACUAGGGAAGACCACCAGCCUGUUCGGAACUCAAGUCCUGUCAACGCGUUGUUUUUCGUGGCAUUCUGCUGUAUCGGGGGAUUUUAUAUCGUCAGAGUUUUCAUCGGGGUGUUUAUCAACGAGUUUGGAAAAAAUUCUGGAGCAGUUCUUCUCACAGAGAGGCAGAAGCUGUGGAGGGACAUGAACCGUAUCAUCCAGAAAACUUAUGCUAUUCCGCUGGCUCGACGACCAAGCAAUCCCAUCCGGGGGAUGUGCUUCUACUUGAUUCGCAAUCCGACAUAUCAAAAGUGCAUGAUCCUCGCACUCCUUGGCUACUCCGGGCUACUUGCGACUAACUAUGCUGGCCAGUCAGCAGUUGUUUCGGACCGGCGUCAGAUGGCUCACUGUGCGAUUACAACAUAUUUCCUGCUCGAAUCCGUGAUGAAGUUCCUUGGCGACGAGUGGAAGGUCUAUAAGAACGAGGUUGCACGGCAGAUGGAGUUUGGACUCUCCAUAAUGGCCGCCAUUGGUCUCAUGGGAAAGAAGGGAACGGUGAGGGGCUAUGUCGGCCGCACUGCCUACAUUGCUCGAGUUUUUUGCAUCAUUCCUCACGUAGCGAGAGCGCGGGUUAUUAUGCGAACAAUGUUCAUCUGUUUGCCAACUGUAGCUGAGAUACUCGCUCUUCUCGCAAUUUUCAUGUAUAUGUUCGCAGGGAUGGCUUUUCAACUCUUCAGUGCAAUGAAGGAAGGGACCUGCAUUGGCCCGUCUGUCAACUUUCGCACUUUCGUCAACGCUUUCAUCGCGGUGUUUCAGGUUACAACUCUUGAUAACUGGUCUUGCGUUAUGAUGGAUACCACAAUUGAUGCACCCGCCUGCACCAACGGUAAAACACUACUCGGCGAUGAUUGUGGCUAUCCAGAGGGCGGGAUUAUCUUCUUCGCCUUCUUGGUCUUGGUCGGGAGCCACAUAUUCAUGAACUUGUUUGUGGCUGUCAUACUGGAUGCUGUAACCUUCGGCCUUGUGAACGAGAACUCUAUGGUCAUGCCAGAGCACCUGUUAGCAUAUCGAAACUUGUGGAGCCAAGAACCAUUCGAUCCCAAUGCUACGGGAUACAUUGGCAUGCACAAGCUGCGACGAUUUGUAAACGCCCUCGGUGAUCCGCUGGGCCGGCGCUACAAAUACGCGACCCAAUGGUACAUGAGAAUAGAGUACGAGGUGAUGAGUUUUCGAGUUCCAAACAAAGGAAUCCCUUUCAAGGAGCUGCUGGAAACGCUGACGCUGUAUAAGAUCGGACCAACUGGGUUGCCUCUCACUCUGCGCAUCGAGCGUGAGAAGCGGAUCCAGGCCGUGUACAUCCAGGGCGCUGCAACGAAAAUACAGGCUCUCGUGAGAGGUUUCCUGGCGAGGAUAAGAGCCGGCAAAGGUGGUGCUGCUGUGAGCAAAAGCGAGGUGGCAGCUCAACAAGAAUUGGAAUCGACAAGGAGCAAACCCGAGGUGGUAGAGAUUGCCAGGGACGUGAGAGGCGAAGCUCUCCUGGUGGGAGAAUAGUGGUGCAGUCGCAGUUUUGUAUAUAUUGAUUUAGAGGAUCGAACGACGUGGAGGUGAGAAGUUCGAAUACCAAAACGCUUCCGAAA